Messenger RNA from Scatophagus argus, 4646 nucleotides. It is a transcript of the gene camk2d1, whose product is annotated as calcium/calmodulin-dependent protein kinase (CaM kinase) II delta 1. Gene Ontology annotation, cellular component: cytoplasm; neuron projection. Lineage: Eukaryota; Metazoa; Chordata; Actinopteri; Scatophagidae. The transcript is spliced from 19 exons. The record is from RefSeq and is a predicted model, not a curated record. Bases 280 to 1821 code for a protein of 513 amino acids. Gene Ontology annotation, molecular function: calmodulin binding; ATP binding; calcium/calmodulin-dependent protein kinase activity. Gene Ontology annotation, biological process: protein phosphorylation.
AACUAAUCCAAGUGGCAGUGGUGAGACAAACAUAAUAACAGGUCGCGACGUCGCUGUCAACUUCAGGAGUGAGCAGGACCUCUGAACGGGACGAGCGACACCGAACUUUUACCGCAUUCAGGAGACAUUUCUUAUAACUCAAGUGAAGUUUUCUGGUAUUUUGUCCCUCGAAAGACCAAAAGUGGCACUCUGGGACAUAGAGGGGAAAGGAUUUCUGAAGAGUAUUAGAACGACUGAGGCUUUCAGUUUCCCAAGUUAGUCUCCUCUGCUCACCUUAACAUGGCUUCAACGACCUGCACCAGAUUUACCGAUGAGUACCAGCUGUACGAGGAGCUGGGAAAGGGUGCUUUCUCCGUGGUGAGACGAUGCAUGAAGAUUUCCACGGGGCAGGAAUAUGCCGCCAAAAUAAUCAAUACCAAGAAGUUGUCUGCCAGGGAUCACCAGAAGUUGGAGCGAGAGGCCAGGAUCUGCCGCCUGCUCAAGCAUCCCAACAUUGUGCGGCUCCAUGACAGCAUAUCAGAAGAAGGAUUCCACUAUCUGGUCUUUGACUUAGUUACCGGUGGCGAGCUGUUUGAGGACAUUGUUGCCAGAGAGUACUACAGCGAAGCCGAUGCCAGUCACUGCAUACAGCAGAUUCUAGAAAGUGUAAAUCAUUGCCACAUAAAUGACAUAGUGCACAGGGACCUAAAGCCAGAGAAUUUGCUCUUAGCCAGCAAGUUGAAGGGGGCAGCGGUUAAACUGGCAGAUUUUGGCCUGGCUAUUGAAGUGCAGGGAGACCAGCAGGCAUGGUUUGGUUUUGCCGGGACACCAGGGUAUCUGUCUCCAGAGGUGCUGAGGAAAGAUCCCUAUGGCAAACCGGUUGACAUGUGGGCCUGUGGUGUGAUCCUCUACAUCCUCCUGGUGGGAUAUCCUCCAUUCUGGGAUGAGGACCAGCACAGACUCUACCAGCAGAUUAAAGCUGGGGCUUAUGAUUUCCCUUCUCCUGAGUGGGACACAGUGACUCCAGAGGCUAAAGACCUGAUCAACAAGAUGCUGACCAUUAAUCCAGCCAAGAGAGUGACAGCCACCGACGCGCUCAAACAUCCUUGGAUCUGCCAACGUUCCACUGUGGCAUCCAUGAUGCACAGACAGGAGACUGUGGAGUGCCUGAAGAAGUUUAACGCCAGAAGGAAACUCAAGGGUGCUAUCCUGACCACUAUGCUCGCCACUCGCAACUUCUCAGCAGCCAAGAGUCUGCUGAACAAAAAAACAGAUGGUGUCAAAAUCAACAACAAGGCCAAUGUGGUCACCAGCCCCAAAGAGCCUCUCCCCACUCCUUCUCUGGAGCCUCAAACCACUGUUAUCCACAACCCAGCUGAUGGAAACAAGGAGUCCAGUGAGAGUGCCAACACUACCAUUGAGGAUGAGGACGUGAGAGCUCGUAAGCAAGAGAUCAUUAAAGUCACCGAGCAGCUGAUCGAGGCCAUCAACAACGGCGACUUUGAGGCCUACACGAAGAUAUGUGAUCCUGGCUUGACAUCCUUUGAGCCUGAGGCCUUGGGUAACUUGGUGGAGGGCACCGAUUUCCACCGCUUCUACUUUGAGAACGCUCUGUCCAAGGUGAAGCAGCCCAUCCACACCAUCCUGCUCAACCCCCACGUCCACCUGAUCGGGGACGAGGCCGCCUGCAUCGCCUACAUCCGCCUCACCCAGUACAUUGACAGCAGUGGCAUGCCUCGCACCAUGCAGUCAGAGGAGACUCGCAUCUGGCACCGCCGUGACAGCAAGUGGCAGAACAUCCACUUCCACCGCUCUGGCUCUCCCACCGUGCCCACCAAGUAAGGCCAGUGGCGCCUCCCUCGCCUGUGUCUCUGUCCUUCAUCUGCAGGAAUUCUGUGAAUUCUCAAAGAGAAGUCACCUUAACUGCAGAGUGGCUACUGGGCUUUUAUUUCUACUAUUUCCUGUGUUAUAAUUCUAUGUGAUCAUACUUCACUAAGAAGCGUCCCUUGUUUCCUGAUCUGGUCUUUCUUAAUUUGCUACUGAUGAACUUCCUUCAUGAUGACUUGUUUCCUUGAUAAAUUCAACAUAACCUCCAUCAGUAUGAUAAUUAUUUGACCUAGGAUUGCUAGAUAAGUUUACAUAUGCAGAUUAGUCUGGAACCAGUUCAGUUCAUUUUCAGCUUUCAAGGGGCGUUUGGCGUUCGUGGACUGAAAUGCCUCUGGAUACAGUUGAAUAGGCCCACAACCAAUCAAAGCAAUCAGACAUAUCUGUUGUGAAGCUUUUAACCAUAUAACACAAUCCUCAGUCGCUUCUCCUACUGCGUUCCCUAAAAUCCAACUUAUUUUCAGAAUGAAUCGUUUUUCUCUGUUAAAUUUCCAAAAAAUGCGAUUUCACGCAAUUUCCCAGAGCCCAAAUCCAAAUGUUCACAUUUAAGAAGGUGGAACCAGCAAAUGAGUGACAUAUUUGAUUUAAACAUGACAAUGACAGAAAUGUUUAAUGGAGUAUCAAAACAGAUGGCAGUAAUUUUCUUUGCCUAAUUGACUAAUCGUGGCACCUUCUACCUGUAUUGGUUUCUUAAAUGAUCCCAAUUGGGAAAAAUCAGAUACAACUAAAAGAUCAAGCAAAAGGCAAGCAGAGAAUAUUUGCCAUAGAGAAGACAUCUCAGAGGACUAAACAAAGUAAUUGUCAUUGUUUGUAUUCUUAUGUAGCAAUGAUAUGUGGUUUGAGUUUCAGUUGAGAGGACCAUCUAGACCAUACCUACCUAGUGUUCAUCAGACCCCUCAGCCAAUCCCUGACCACACUAGAGCUAGAGCUCCACCCUCUCAGUGUGUUGUUUACAUAUUGUCGCUGCUGGCCUGGAGGUUACUGUACCAUGUUGGAAGAAAAAAAACAAGAAAGAGGGAGAAAACUUCAAGUCUUGACAAUAUAAUGUUGUAAUGAGAGUGUGUGGUGUUCAUUAAGGGAUAUUACCAUGUGCAGCAUGUUUUAUUGUUGAGGUUUUUUUUUUUUUUAGAUCAGUAUGUUUUAAAUAUAGGAUGUUUUCAGAGGUUCCAGUUAACAGGUGAAGCCUGUGAAACUUCCAGUGAUCAUGUAUAGUGACAGUUUCUCAUUUGGAUAUUGCACAUAUAGAGGACUCUUGAGCUGUUGUGAAGUUUUGUCUUUUUUUGUCGCCUUUGGGCAUGAUGACCAAUAUAUCACAUAUCUGCUUUUUACUCAUGUAUCUUUUCAUGAAUUGCCAUCUAUUAAAGUUAAGGCACAAGCUUGCUUUUGUUUUGGUGAUGUAUAGGUUUCGGUAACUGUAAGUUGCCCUGUUAAUCUUUAGCAGGGUCCAUAUGUACUGGUGGUGGCUAAUUUUUACAAUUCUGUUUUGUUGUUUUUGGGUUGCCAUUGGCUCCAAGUAUGUUUACUGGGAAUUUUAAUUAAAUCAGUUUAAAUCUUUUACUUUGUCAGUAUGGACCACUGUCUUCACAGAGCAGCAUGUAAGAAAAGUCACUUAUGAUAGAAUGCAAACUAUAGAGAUACAUAGAAUUCAUAGAUAUCACUCAGAUCAUGUUUUCAUACUGUGAGGAGUUAAUUUCGUGAAUUUUAUUAGUUUUAUUUUCUUGUGUUUACUUUUUAUAUUGUGAUAUUGAUGCUUGUCCUUCCACUGCUCAUUACUGUUGCUUUUCUUUAGAGCCCUUUUCACCUGAUUCCCUCCUUGAUUCUCCCUUUGACUGGUGUAUGCCAAUGUUUUAUAUCACCAUGUUUUACACUGGAUAAGAGUGAGGCAGAAUCAUGAUGUUGAAACUGACGUGAAUGAGAAAUUCCUGCUGAAACAUUGGUUUCAAGGGUGGCGUAGUGGUGCAGUGGUUAGCGCUGUUGCCUCACAGCCAGCAGGUUCCAGGUUUGAAUCCCAACAUCCUCCCACAAUACCAAAAACAUGCACAUUAGGUUAAUUGGCUACUCUACAUUGCCCCCUAGGUGUGAGUGUGUGCAUGUGUGGUUGUCUGUCUUUGGUCUUUGUGUGUUAGCCCUGCGAUUGACUGGUGAGUCCAGGGUGUACCCCGCCUCUUUCCUGUAGUCAGCUGGGGUAGCAGCAACACCCCCCCCCCCCCCAAAAAACCAUGAUGGACACGCGGUGUACAAAAUGAAUGGUUGGACAUUGGUUCCAUAAGUCCCAUUCAGUUUUGCCAUGGGGAAUUACAUUAUUAGCCAGAAUUACUCAGAUUACUCAAAUCGCCAUUUUAGAUCUUACGUUACUUUAUCAUGUUGUUGUAAUGUCACUGUUGAAAAAAGGGGAAAGGGAAUUGUUAGCUUCACUUUCAUGUUUAUAUUUUCCAACAUGCAUAUUAGGAUGUAAUGUCACAAGGAAAAAAAAAAAAAGAUUUAUUUUUGAUUCUGGAAAUUUAAUUCCAGAAUCAACGUACAGGGAAAGGGAGCAUUCACAUGCAAAGAUUACGCCACAGGGUGACCGCUGAUGAUUACAUUGAUUGUUUCUUCAGUAAAAUGUUUUGCAUCUUUUUUUGUUUAAUCACAUUUGUCCCUCAAACACCAUACUUGGUUUUUACCUGUCUAAGAUGCUUUUGACGUUCUCAAUGGGACACUGCUAUAUAAUGUUAAAAUGAUGGGACAAGCCUGAUUCAUGUCUAAGAAAUAUCAAAUAAAAUGCGUGUUUUAUGCCAAACGAC